GUUGUACUUUUGUUCUCUUAGGUAGGAUAACAUUCCCUAAAAAUGUUUUGUGAUAACAUUGUUAGAACACCGUCCACCCUAACAUUCUUAAAAAGCUUUCAGCGGGAAGUUUUAUUUUUGUUCCCGGAAUGUUCUCCUAAAAGGUCGGACAACGUUCUCUAAAAACAUCCUCAGAAUGUUGUGGGAAAAAUUUCUACUUCUGUUAACACAUUAUCAUAUUAUGAGAAUGUUUUAUUAAAAAUAAAAGCAUUUCGUCAUCUCAGGCCUCGAUAACAUCCUCAAAACAUUUCACAAAUGUUGCUUUGAUAAUGUUAUUCCUUUGUUAUUAUGGAACAUUGUGCCAAUGUUGUAUAAAAGAACAUUCUGCAAUCUGUUCCCACGGCAUCCUCAGAAUGUUCAACCUUCGUUAAAACAUCACAUUACAGGAACGUUUUAUAAAAAAAAAAAAAAAAAAAAAAACAUUGUCAUCUCAGCCUCAGUAACAUCCUCAAAACAUUUUACUGUGAGAAUGUUCUUUCUUUGUUCUCAUGUACCAUAAUCUGUGGCCUUGACAACAUCCUCAAUACAUCCUCUGAAUGUUGCAGUCAAAAUGUUUUAUCUUGGUUAUCAUUUAACCUUUAUAGUUUAAAACGUUAAUAGAACUUGUAGGAAGUGUUAGCCAAAGUUGUGAGAAAGUUCCCCACUCUUCAUGGAGCUGGAACAGGUUUGGGCCUUUUGGGUGAAGAACCAUAUGUGGGUGUGAUGGUCAGGGGGGUGCACAUACUUUUGGUCAUAUAGUGUAUGAUAAAGUAGAUUUUCCUUGUUUUAUAAAUAUGAUAUGGCACAAAGCAGUAGGCGGACCCGGUGUGUGUGUGUGUGUGUUGAUGAAGGUGUUUAAGCCAGACUGAUACUGGGGGGAGAGAGAGAGAGAGAGAGGGAGAGAGAGAGAGAGAGAGAUGGGGAUUUUAAACAUCACACAGCAGACCCCGCUAGUCCAGGCGAUAUUCAGCCGAAAUGUAGAAGAGGUGAAGUUUUUAUUGCACAAGAAAGAAGAUGUCAAUGCACUGGACCAAGAUCUUCGUUCCCCUCUGCAUGCUGCUGCUUUUUUGGGUGACGUUCGCAUCAUGGACCUUCUCAUCAAGUCAGGUGCUCGUGUUAACGCUAAGGACCAAGCGGGUCUGACGCCGCUGCAUCGGGCCGCGGCUUCCAGGAACGACAGGGCAGUGGCGUUGCUGCUGAGUCAGGGGUCAGAGGUCGAGUCCAGGAGUCGGUUUGGCACUCAGACGCCGCUUCACGUUGCUGCCUCUAACCGAGCGCUGAGGUGCGCUGAAGCUCUGCUGCCUCUCAUGAGCAGCGUGGAUGUCGCGGAUCGGAACGGAAGAACGGCUCUGCACCACGCAGCCUACAGCGGAGACACAGAGAUGGUGAGGUUGCUUCUGAACAAAGGUGCCGACCCGAGCGCGAGGGAUAAUAAGCAGCGAGAGCCUCUGCACUGGGCCGCUUACUUCGGAUAUUUGGAGAUCGUGAAGCUUUUGCUGUCCUGCAGUGCCGACGUGGCGUGCAGAGAUAAACAGGGUUACACACCUCUCCACGUAGCUGCUAUCAGCGGCCACAUCGACGUCGUCAAGCACCUGCUCCGCCUCGGCGCCGAGAUGGACGAGGUGAAUGCGUUUGGGAACACAUCUCUGCACAUGGCGUGUUAUAACGGUCAGGAGGCUGUGGCUAACGAGCUAGUGAACCGCGGCGCUAACGUUAACCAGGCUAAUGCCAGAGGCUUCACGCCACUUCACCUGGCCGCCGUGUCUACGAACGGAGCGCUGUGUCUCGAGCUGCUCGUCAACAACGGCGCCGAAGUCAACAUGCAGACUAAGGAGGGGACGAGCCCUUUGCACAUGGCCGCCGUUCACGGCCGCUUCACUCGAUCACAAAUCCUUAUUCAAAAUGGUGGGGAUAUAGACUGUGUGGAUAAUUAUGGCAAUACUCCUCUUCACAUUGCUGCUAAGCACGGCCAUGAGCUGCUCAUCAGCACGCUGAUGACUAACGGUGCUGACACGGCCAGACAGGGGAUUCAUGGGAUGUUUCCGCUGCAUUUGGCCGUGCUCUACGGGUUUGCAGACUGCUGUCGAAAGUUGCUCUCCUCAGGCCAGCUGUACAGUAUUGUUUCGUCACUGAGUAAUGAACAAGUCCUGUCUGCGGGGUUCGAUAUAAACAACCCGGACAGUCUGGGGAGGACCUGUUUACACGCUGCUGCGUCGGGAGGAAACGUGGAAUGUCUUAACUUGCUGUUGAGCAGCGGUGCUGACUUGACCAAGGCGGACAUAAUGGGAAGAACUCCGCUGCACUAUGCGGCAGCUAACGGGACAUACCAGUGCACUGUAGCGUUAGUGAGCUCCGGAGCCAAGGUGAACGAGCUCGACCUGAACGGAUGCAGCCCUCUGCACUGCGCUGCUGCCUCACACACUUUCCGCAGAACUGAUGCUGACGAUCAUCAGAGCGACAUUCGAGAUAAAGAGGCUCUGCUAUGUUUGGAGUAUCUGCUGGAUAACGGAGCUGAUCCAGGACUCAGAGACACUAAAGGCUUCAGUCCAGUUCACUAUGCAGCUGCCUACGGCAACAAACACAAUCUGGAACUGCUCUUAGAAAUGUCCUUUAACUGUGUGGGAGACGUGGAGAGCAGUUUCCCCGUCAGCCCUUUGCACUUAGCUGUGUGUAAUGGUCAGUGCGAGGCUGUGCAGCUCCUCUCGGAGACGUUAAUGUGUGUGGAUGUCCGGGAUGGCGCGGGACACACGCCUCUGUACCUGGCUGCUCGGAAAGGCUCUGUGUCUUCUGUGGAGGUUCUUCUGUCGCACGGAGCCUCAUGUUGCAUCCGAGAACACACCGGAAAACGGACACCGCUUCACGUAGCAGCUGCCAGAGGACACACUGACUGUUUGUACGCGCUGUUGAGCCGAGCGGACAGAGAUGACCUCAUCGACCUCACAGACAGACAGGGACAGACGGCUCUGAUCUUGGCUACGCUGGGCGGUCACGUCGACUGCGUCCACAUGCUACUCGAGAGAGGAAGUAAACCCGACACAGGGGACAGACGCAGUCGCACUGCACUACACAGAGCGGCGGUGCUGGGCAGCUUGGAGUGUGCGUCGGCAUUGUUAGAUCACUCGGCCUCCCCGCUGUGUCGGGACGUUCGGGGGCGGAGCUCUCUGCACUUUGCUGCCUCGUGUGGUCACACCAAGCUCCUGCAGCUCCUCCUCAUCGCCGCGGCUCAGACCGACCCUCUGGACUCUUUACUGGACUACAGCAGAUACACACCUGCUCACUGGGCUGCUUACCAUGGGCACAAGGACUGUUUGGAAAUUUUACUUGAAUAUAAACCAUUAAGUAUCCAGGAAGGGAAUUCCUUCACCCCUCUGCACUGUGCACUAAUGAAAGGCCACGAUGCUGCUGCUGAGCUGCUGGUAAAAACAAUGGGCACCGAAAUCAUCAACCUCAGAGACGCCAAAGGAAGAACUCCACUGCAUGCAGCUGCUUAUUCAGAGAAAGUGUCCGGGUUGCAGCUGGCUCUUUUCUGGGGGUCAGAGGUCAACUUGGUGGAUUAUGAAGGACGUUCGGCUCUGAUGGUGGCUGCUGAGAACGGCCAAAUGUCUGCUGUUGAAGUCCUCCUUCAGCAGGCCAAAGCAGAUCUGUCACUCCUGGACAUCAACAACAACACAGCACUGCACCUGGCCUGCAGCAGAAGUCAUGAGAUGUGUGCGCUGCUGAUUCUGGCUGAGAUCGACGAUCCUUCCCUCAUCAACGCUACAAACAGUGCACUACAGAUGCCGCUCCACCUUGCGGCGCGGAACGGUCUGGCCACCGUGGUUGAGGUGCUCCUUAGUCGAGGUGCUACUGUACUGGCUGUAGAUGAAGAAGGUUGCACUCCGGCGUUGGCGUGCGCGCCGAACAAAGACGUGGCCGAGUGUCUGGCGCUGAUCCUCUCCACCAUGAAGCCUUUUCCUAUUAAAGAUGCCGGCAUCAGCGUGUUAAAGCACUGCAGCAUCGCUGCCAACCAUCAUCCUUUACCAAACGGCUACGCCAAGGAGCGCCAUGGCACCGUAGGGCUUGACAGCUGAGACACACACACACACACACACACGCCUUUCUCACACCUCUAUACCAUCUAUAUAACCUACAGCCAUGUUACAAAGCCAGGAAUGUACCACUGUAUGUGUGGGGGUGGGGGGAGUAUUUUUCAGUGAACAGACCUGUGCAUAUGCAAAUAUUUGCUCCUUUUCACCUCAGCACCAUGAAGACAGCAUUUAAUUUGAUCGUUUUUUAAAUUUAUUUAUUUAGAUCAUGGGAAGGAUGCAAGAAUCUGUGUCUUCUCUGUUGAGAUAUUAUUUUUUUUUUACCUGAGAUGGUAGAAUGAAGAUCGUCUACACAUUUCUACAAACACAAUUCUAAAGUCGCAGCCAUGACUGGGUGUCUCUCCGUUACGUCAUCUGCAUCACAUCAGACCUUCACCUUGAAUAUUUUAUUCGAAUAAAAUAAAAUAAAAAAAACAAAACAAAACGAAACAAGACAAAAGUCUGGUGUGAGGUCUGGCAAACAAUUUGAGAGACCAUAGCUCCACCCUCUCAUUUGCUAUUGGCUCGCGCAUCCAACAUUUACAUAUUAAAGGAUUUAGAUUAUUAAUCUUGACGUAAAGCAAACUCACAUUUUCUCCAGGGAUAAUUUAUUCCGUUCGAUGUCUGAUUGAAAUGCUGAUAACUGCGACUUCAGAAGAUUAAUGACUUUAAUUUGUUUAUUUUUUUAUUUCCUGAAUAUCUCUUAACAUUUUAGUGAAGUCCAGUGCCUCUGCUAAUGACGAGUGUGUCCUUACUGUCCGUUACACACUUUUCUUUUUUUUUUUACUCUCGUUAAUUUAAAUGUUAAUCUCCUGCAAUUCUCCUAAUGAAAUGAGAGGAAAACAUCAACACACACACACGCACACACACGCACACACACUCUCUCUCUGUGCAUCAGGUUCAAAUGGCCUCAUUCUUUAUUUAUUUACUUGUUAAUGCCUUGGUUUGCACUUUUAUUUUCCUCCAGAAGAUACCUGAAGUGUUUGUAAAGUAGGGCUGGCCCGAACAGCAUUUUACAGGAUUCGUGCUCACAAAGUUAAAAAAAUAUAUAUUUAUGUGUUUAUAUAAUGAGAUAAUUAUGUUCGUGUCUGCAGUUCAACAUAUAUCCAAUAGGGGGCGUAUACGAUGUAUUAAUAGUGUGUAUAUAAAUACAGUACGUGUGACAGCACAAAUGAACUGAAGUCACACCGGGAGAUGUUUUUUUUAUUAUUAUUAAUUUAUUUAUUUAUAUUAUUGCACAAACAUCAAUAACGUGAUCAUAAACAAAUAAUAAGUGAGACGCUGCGUCCGACGGUGCGAUAUAUAAAGCUGUUGUUUGGCUAAAAUCAUAUCAACAAACACUUGUUUACUUUCAGCGAACUUUAUGCCUACGAGAGUCGUACAGUUUCAGUAGCUGUCCAACAGAGACAGUUUUUCUCCCUACGGCGUUUUUAAGCGAUAAUACAUUGGAUUUGGUUUUUAAAAAAUACUAUUAUAUGACUUAUUUGCUUGUAUUAGAUUAUCUGAGAUUCAGGGAUACGUAUCAACACGCUCGUGUUUAAUGUCUUUGGUCAUUAGUUACGGUUAUAUUUCUAAGUAGCGCUAAAUAGACGAACGAAUACCUGUAAAAGCGUCAUGAGCGAAUACCAGAGUGUUGGACUAUUCGGGCCAGCCCCGGUGUGAAGGUUUUCAGUCACUCGUGACUUUCUGUCAAAUACGAGACACUACGUGGUUUUUGUGUUUCAGGAUCGCUGCUAUAAUUACGCUGCCUUUGUCGAUUUCUCUUUGUUUUUGUUUAUUGUUUUGUUUUGAUCUUGUUUGUUUACGAGCAAUAAUCAUCCAAGCGAUUGCACAUUACCUCGUAACAGCUUUUCUGAAUACUGGCACAGAAAAACUGGAAUAUUUGCACAGAGGACGGAGAAAACGUUUGCACACGGCGGCAGUCAAGUGUAUGUAAAAAUAAGACAAAUCGUAGAAUUCAUAAAGUGUGCACGUUCCGGUUAUAGAACAGAAGUGGUAACAAGAAAAUAUAUAUUUUUUUAAACACCUGAGGGGAUGACUCCAUGCUGACGGUAUAAAUGAUAACUGUUCUACGUUCUUCAGAGGAACAAGCUUUAAAGGGAUUUAUCAUCCUAGAUUAACAUCAUCUGCAAACAAAGAUGCUUAUAAAGUAAAAUCUGCCUUUUAGCCUUGAAAUUCCUGUAUGCACUAUUGCAUUGCAUUACACCACCUACACACAACAGUGUGUGUUUAGAAAGAAAAAAAACCACUCACUCCAAGGCUUGGACCAUGACCCUCACACACACACAUAUACUUGCCCACUGAACCAAUUGAGCAGACAGUAGAGAAAGCCUGUUUUGCUGACGUUUAUUUAUCCGUGUGACCUUCCACUCCCAGGUCACUGCUGAUUUACACCUGUAAAUAUAUAGACGUUUAAAUAUACCAGUGCUACGGCAGCAGUGGUGGUGUCGUGGGGUGUGUUGUCAUCAUUUGUGUGGGUCAAACCCCCAAAAAAGCCAGGUUUCUUUACUGCAAGUCUUAAAUCACACGCAGAGACAUCAGCAUGAAUAAAGCGUGUGGCUUAUUUCAUUAUUUGUUAAAUUCACACACACUUUUUUAUUUUAUUUUAUUUGGAAGGAAGUUACCUGGGUAGGCAGCAUAAAGAUAACGUUUUUUGUUUUUUAGUUUCUUAAACAAGGAAGUCCAACAAUUCUGAACCCGAUGGCUUGGAUUCAUUACAGCCCGGUCGAUGUGCGUUAAGGCCUGAACAUUGUCGCUCAUACACACUUUAAGGAGUCAAACACAUCAUUAAGUGCAUGCACAAUAUGUUUAAAAUAAUCUGAUAAUCUAAUUCACAUGGAAUAAAAUCUAUCGAUCAGCGUGAUAUAGCUAACAUGAUUGAAAUAUAGUUAUUAUUUUGGACAACACUGGAGACUGUGCGUGUGUGCAAACGUUUAACGGUUUCAACAAUGGACAAUACACAAGCGAGUUGUGAAAAUACCAUAUUGAAAAUGUUUACGUUUCAAGUUGUACGUUUACGUGCAAUAACACACAUAUUUAUAUAAAUACCUCAUAAAGGUAGCAAAGCCAGUGUGUGUGUGUGUGUGUGUGUGUGUGUAUUUGUCAUCAUGUAGAACUUGAAUGUGUGUAUAUGUGUACACAAACAUAUAUCUUAACACCAGGAGUCUCACAUAUAUUCCUGAACGAUGGAUUCCCAGCAGCACGGAAACUCUGAGAUUUACGCUAAACGUCACGGCGGAAUAUUUCACUCAGCUGGUCUAAAGACGAUAAACAAAUACGAUGUGUUACGAUUAAAGUGUUCCACCAAAUUUCAAACAAGCACGAGAACCAUGUUGAUUUAAGCAUAUUUUUUUUUUUUUACAUUUUAUUGAAAAUUAUCAGCCAAGUAGUGUUCUUUAGAUCAUUUGCCUUGCAUUAUUUAGCUGUUCUGUAUUUUUUUUUUUUUGCCUUAAAUGAAGUAUUUUAAUCGAAUCUUCGACAAUCUGUAUUUAAAGGGCUUUUAAUAUGAACGUUACAAGUUUGUGUUCACGUAUUUGAGUGUGCGUGUGCUUUGGUGUUUUUUCCUCUCAUUACAGUACGAAUGAAUGCUCCUACAACAUACUACACUCAUUUAAAUACUCAAGGGCUUCUCAGAAACCGACGCCAUGUUUUCUUUAUCUGUGUUUCAAAAACACACACUGUGUUCUAUACACUACACUUUGGAGUCUAAAUCAAACUGAAGUUUUGCACUAAAUGGGAAAAUAAUUUUUUUUUUGGAAUUCAGAACAGAAGGAAAGCACAUUUUAGUAAAAGAUUAAAACAUCAGCUGAACAAGAUACUAGACGCUAGCUAACUGUAGCUACUAGCUAGCUAGACAGUAACUUUUCCCAUUUCAACAAAUUCAAUUCAUUUUUUAAUCAUUAAUUUUUUUCCAAUCUGUUCGUCCUCAUCUGCUUUCUGUUGUUUGGGUUUUUCCACCUGGAAAGAUACGAGCGCUUCAUGAGCGCUGCUUCUUCGUGAUUCUUGGAAAUGAGUUAACUAAUCUAGCUGCCUAAAUUGAAUUUCAAUUCUUUCCACACCACUAGGGGGCAUGGUUAUAGCAAAACACAGCCCAUUGAUGAAAAAAACUAGAACCCCCCCCCCCCCCCCAGGAUGCUCUGCUGGCUCUGCCCCUUUCCCCGCUACCUAAAGGUACACAAUAAAAGCAUUCAGCCUUCUAAGCUUUAUUUAUCGGCGUGUUUUAAUAGUAUUGUGUAAUACUUUCUACAAUACACGCUACUGCACUAUUUUUUACUCCUUUAUAUUCAGCUCAUUAUACCUCAACUUCACACACACCAAGGAAAAAAUAAUCAGUACUUAUAUGGUAGCUAAUGCGUCGAUGCUCUGUAGAACGCUAACACGGCACAGGACGAAACGAGCGGGCGUGUUAAACAGUUAAAUAAAGUUCAAAGCUGCUGUAUCGUCUAUAAAUAUCACCGUGUCAUGUUUUUUUUUAAUGUAUUUGUUUUUUGUUUCUUUUGCUUUAAGCAGAAUUUAUUUUUGUGUGUGUGUAUAAUUAUCCAAAAGAUCAUUUUAAGGCAUAUUUUGAGCAUUUGUAAUUAACACCUAUGUUGAAAGUUGGUGAUGGAGUGGGGAUGGGUGAAAUGGGUAAAAAUACUACACCAUUUUGUCCAGAAGUUUUAUAAUUUUAAAUAUUUCAUGAACUGUCUAAUUACUGCUUACAGUAAAUAAAAGAUUUAUAAAAUCACAGACACCUGAUGAGGACGAGGACGAUUCAAGUGUAUCAUGAUGAUACUGUUUCACAUUAUCGUGAAAUCGUAUCAUCGUAUCGCCUGGCCCCGAACGUUUACUCCGGCAAAUCGUUUGAAAAUGAGAACGUUGAUUUGAUUUGACGGCCAUUUAUUUAUUUAUUUAUUUAUUCUGGUGCACUUUUUUCGAAAGAAAAAAAGAGUUACUUGUAGGGCCGGGCGAUACAUUGGUAUAACAUCGAUAUCGUGAUAAAUGAUUACGCAAUACACUUUUCUGAGAUAUCGUCGGUACGGUGAUGUAUUUUUUAAAGUUUGUAACAGUAAACGGUACUGAACGGAUGUCGCAGGUAUUACGUUUUUUAUUUUUUUUAUUUUUUACACGUAAUAUUUGUCUUUAUACGCAUUAAAGUAUCGUCAAACUCAGUUUAGCAUUUUUUGGUUUAUUAUAUUGCUGUUUUGCAGACAGUUUGUUAGCUAAAUUAUAUAUCAUGAUAUGCAUGGUAUAUCGUAGAAAUUUCCUGGAGUAGUCUACCAACUCAUGACUGAUGGUGGAUUUUAGUUUAAUCGAUGGGUUGUGGUUGUUUAACGUGGCCUCAAAUUCCUUGAACUCAUCUUCGGAGUAAGUCCAUACUCCCCAGAUAGCAUCUAGAUAUCUAAAAUAGUGAAGGGGCUGUUUGGGGCAUCCGGCUAAGGCUGAAGCCUCCCAUUCUGCAAUAAAAUUGUUGGCGUAGGCUGGGGAAAACUUCUUGCCCAGUGCCGUGCCUUUGAUUUGUAGAAAAAAUUCCCCGUUAAACUCAAAAUUGUUUCUGUUUAAAUGUAUCUGUAAAAGUUGGAUGAGCUCUUUAUCUGGCCUGGAGGCAUCAGGGUUUUUUUCAAAAAUGUUUUUGAUCGCCUGUAUUCCCUCUUGGAUGUCGAUGUUUAUGUAUAGGCUAUCUAUAGCCAUGGUGAAGAGGAUGGCCUUUUGUGGAAUUUUCAGUCCUUUCACCUUAUGCACAAAAUCGUACGUGUCCCUAAUAUAGCUAGGGUGGCCACUCGACAGGGGAUUCAUGUAGAAAUCUAAGAAUUCGGCUGUAUAGUAUGUUUCGCUGCCGCAAUCAGAUACUAUAGGCCUUCCUGGGGGAAUUUCAUAGGGUUUGCUCCAUUUUGCUUGGUCUUUGUGUAUUUUAGGGAGCAUGUAGAACCUCCUGCUUCUCGGUUCGGCGUUCCCCAGCAGGUAGGAUUUUUGUUUUGUGUUAAUAUAUUUUUUCCCAUACAGGAUUUGGGCUAUGUCUUUGACCAUGGGUAUAGUGUCUAAGUAGAUAGGUUUGUCCAAUUUUCUCUAAUAUUUGGGGUCGUUCAAUUGUUUGGAUCCCUCCCAUAAAUAUUGUUCCUGGUCCAAUAUUACGAUUGAACUCCCUUUGUCUGCAGGUUUCAUGACAAUCUGUUUAUUGUCCUGUAGAUGUUUAAGAGCGUCAGUUUCCUCAAGGGUAAGGUUUGGCUCUUCCUGGGACAGUUUAAAACAUUUGUAACCCUCUUACCCCGUAUGGCCGAAAAACCGGCUUGCCCGUCUUUGAUCUAUUCCCGUAAGGAUGAUAUACCAUGCCAAAUACCCGUAAGGCCGAUAUAGCGGCUUUACAGUGUAAACGUUAUCCCCGUAAGGCCGGUGUACCGGCAUUACUCUGCUAUGAUUCCUUACUUAUUUAAUUAUUAUUUUUUAACCCGGAAGGUUGAUGACGUCAUGACGUCACGACGUGAUUACGUUAUUACGCCGGCAUUACGAUGAAGAUCCAAGCGUGAAUAUUGGUGUAAUAGUAGAAGUGAACUAAAAAUGCCAAAGCGAAAAGCUAAUCGUGUUCCAGCUAAAGUUACACCUACAGUGAACACAGGUACAUCUAAAACAGUGAAAAAAAAAGAAAACCUACACAGUUACACAGGCGAGAGCGAGGAUUCUAGAUAGUGACAGCAGUGAAAGUUCAGGCGAUGUUGAAACCGAAACCGAAACUGAUAGAGACGCAAACUCCUGAUUCAGACCCUGAUCCGUCUUCAUCUUCAGCAUCAACCAGUGCGACUGACACUGCAGGGGUCUGGAGUCAUAACGGGAGCAUUUCUGUGCAUUCGUGAAAACACUACCUGCUGGUCUGAUUAUCACCAGAAACUUGACUUUUGGCGCUAAAAUGCAUCUAUUUAUUUAUUUAUUAUUUACUUGAAUUUAUUCAAAGGUAUUGACCACACUGAUGCUCGUAUGGUACUUCUAAAUGAGUAUAAGGAUUUUAGCGAGCAUUUUUCGUCAUUUCUCUAGUUAAGAAUUGUGCUCUAAGUGGAGUAAAAACACUGAACUGCUUCAUUUUCAAAGUAAUAUUACACAAAUACAUUAUUAUAAGUUGUUGCAAGGCCUAAAAAUGUUAAAAUUAAAAUGGGGCCAAUUUUGGCCUGGGAACUCAGGGUUGGCAUGCUGUUUCUCUGGGGAAUAUAGGGUUGUGGGACAUAAUACUGUGGGAACUAAGGGGUAAGAGGGUUAAAAACGUUUUAGAUCCGUUUCAAAUAAUGUGCGUUCUGUGGGUAGUUUGUCUGCAGGAGUGGUCCAUUCAGAUUUGGGUGUGAAUGGAGGGGGAUUUGAAUCUGUGUCGUUUUGGAAAUAAGCUGCCAAUUUGAGUCUCCUGUGGUACUGUUGUAGGUCGAAUCCUGUUUGUAUUUCGUGUUGUUUUCUGCCCGUUCUGCCCGAUGGAAUAAAUGUCAGACCCUUGUCGAGCAGGCUUUUUGUCCUAUCGCCCAGCCCCUAGUUACUUUGUGGAUUUUGUUGCUUGUUAGUGUGAAUGCAGGGACGGAUUUAAAUAACUCUAGUUCUCUUAGACGUGGAAGUUGGCAUCAGGCCUUUAAUAUGGCCGGCGUCUUAGUAAAACCGAUCAACAAUCCAUGUAGCAACCUUAAACUGUUAGAGAUACGUGUUACUGAGUGAUGUUUCGUGUUAUCAAGUUCGCACACAGCUACAUGUCGAUAAUCACGGUACUCUGUUAAAUCCUAGUCAGAUUUGAGAUCCUCUAAAAAGGAUUUUAGAGAGUUCAGCGAGUUGCAGAAGUUGUUUUUCCACCCGGUGAUACAAGUUAUUAUUUCGUGUUAGGUAAGAUCAGCAGACGUCGGUCGUUCUACUGAAAGACGUUGGAUUUGGAUCUGUCGCGGCUCCUUUGCUCGCUCCUCCUGAUUCCCAUUUAAAAAAGAUUUUUUUUUAAUUUGGAAAUUGCCUAAUUUUAUCUAACAAACAAUAAAGUCAGGUCCUGGUGUAAUUCUUUAGGUUUCACAAGCAGUAUAUCGUUAUAGUCCAACAUCGGUGAUAAAAACACAAAUAUUACGAAGCUGAGGAACAAAUAAUGAUGUAAAUACUGAAAAGGGGGGGGAUUAGUGACAUCUGUAAGACUGUUUUCACACUCAACCACAGACUGACGUUAUUUAUAAGAGUCCUACAAUAAUACAGAAAAGUGCUGAAUGGCGUCAAAUGUUCGACGUCCUGACCAAUCAGGUCACAGUUUAGAGGCGAGUGUUAGGAGCUGCUUCCUUCUUUCCCAUAUCAGUAAAAAAAAUGUAAAUAAAUUUCUCCCCAAUUCCUAAAGCAGUUAUUUAUUAACGUGUGCUUUUUUUCUUUCUAUCUUUAACAUGUCAAUACAUGUGCGUGUGCUGAAUUAUUCAAAGAGGUCAGAGAGAAGACAGAUCUUAACCGUGUUUUUAUAACUGCGUUUGUGUGAAUGAAUAACAGGAGUUUCACGGAUGCAGUAGUACAGUGUAGUCUGAGGCAUGGUUGUACGGUGUACACGUGACCUUGCACUGCCUUUAACGAGUUGCCAAGAAAAAAAAAAACACAGCAAAGUUGUAGUGACGGAUUAAAAAGCAGAAGGUGGGUGGAUUUGUAAAUGUCUGGACGUCUCCACCGAGCCACAUCAUACGGAAACGUCAAAAGUGUGUGCCACACUUUCUGAAACUGGCUGAAAUUUGCACUAAAACAGGAAGUUGCGUGAUUAAUAAAAUAAUGUCUCAUUAUUGAGAUGUGUAUUUCUGGUCGCUUUGUUGUUUUUCCUCUUUGCACGGUGGGACAUGUUUAGACGUCAAGCUCAGGAUUUUUCUCUCUUUAUUUGUAAUUAUUCCUGGUGUAGUGUAAUAGCGUAAAGUAAUAACGUAGGCAUGUGUCGAUAAUUAGUUAAUACGGUUUGUGUGAAUAUCGAUGAGGGAAAAAAGAGCAAAUGAAUUCAGCAGACUUUUUAUGUCUAUUCAAUAUCAAUAGGAAACCCAUAUACAGUAUGACCGUUGCUAUGGCAACAUCUCAGAGGGCGUAAUUCAUGCUGCCUGUUUUUACAAAUAUUUACCCCACUGCUUUCAUCUGUGGAGCUGGAGGCGGGGCUAUACUGAGCUCUGUUUCUGAUUGGUGUGUCGGUUUUCAAAGCGCUCCACCACUCACAGAGCUUCCGGAUCGGUGUCAUUAAUUAAUUAACCAAUUACUGAAAUAAGUUAAAAAAUUCAGCAAGAAAAGACAUUGUGCUACAUGAAUCAGGAUACAACACAUCUGCGUUUUUGCUAAGCACACAAGCACGUAAAUAGAGACGGUUAUUUAUUUCAGCAGCUACUUCAGUGUUUCAUGUCAGAAUCAUUAUUUCAAAGACAGGAAGAAACACAGCUCCCCUGUUUAUUUUUUUAAAUAUAGUAAACAGUUUGAAAUACUUUGAAAUAGAUACUUUGACAUAGAAAGUUUACAAAUGAAAACAUGUCCCUUAAAUACUUUAUUUCUGAAGGAUAAACUGUCAGGACUGGAUUUUGUAAGUUAUUUUGGGAAAAAUCCCACAUUUACCUCUAUGGACAUUUUGUGUCCCGCUUUACUUGAAGAGUUAGUUUAAGGCAAUAAAAAUGUCUUGUUUUGUAUUUUGGAUCAAAUUUAUUUGUAAUUUGCCUUAGAAGUAAAAAACGUAGAUGCAAAUAUCGACUGAGAAGCUGAAAGCAGCCAAUUGUAAGGCUCGGUACCACCCCCAAAGGAGCAUAGCCAAUCAUAAGAUAAAUAAAGACGUGUUCUAGCAUCAGAUUAUUUUGCUGCACUUUCACACUUAGUCCAUUAUCGAGUCUAAAUCAGAACUAAACUGAUUUUUUAUUGGUUUAGUGUAGGACUGAAAACGUCCUCAUAAAUCUCUUCCAUUUUUUGUUCAGAAGUACAGCAAUAGAAAAAAUAUAAACAAACCUUUACAAAUGAAGUGCAUGUAGAACUCACAAAACUCACCCGAGCACGGAGAACACGGAGCCUGAGCUUAAAUAAACAAUGAGAUAAUUACGUAAAUAAUGAGUUUCAAACACUUUGUGUGUCACAUCCGCAGUGUUUAUUGUCUCUGCUUUGUUCGUAACUCCAAAUCUCCAGGAGGAGAACACACCAGGGUUCUGUUGAAACUCACUUCACAUUGACUCACUUCACACUGACUCACUACACAAUCACUUCACACUGACUCACUACACAAUCACCUCACACUGACUCAUUACACACUCACUUCACACUGACUCACUACACACUCACUUCACACUGACUCACUACACACUCACUUCACACUGACUCACUACUCAAUCACUUCACACUGACUCACUACAUAAUCACUUCACACUGACUCACUUCACAAUCACUUUACAGACUCACUUCACAAUGACUCACUACACAAUUACUUCACACUGACUCACUUCACAAUCACUUUACACUGACUCACUUCACAAUCACUUUACAGACUCACUUCACAAUGACUCACUACACAAUUACUUCACACUGACUCACUUCACAAUCACUUUACACUGACUCACUUCACAAUCACUUUACAGACUCACUUCACAAUGACUCACUACACAAUUACUUCACACUGACUCACUUCACAAUCACUUUACACUGACUCACUACACAAUCACUUUACAGACUCACUUCACAAUGACUCACUACACAAUUACUUCACACUGACUCACUUCACAAUCACUUUACACUGACUCACUUCACAAUGACUCACUACACAAUCACUUCACACUGACUCCCUUUACACUGACUCAUUUCACACUCACUUUACACAGACUCACUUUACACCGAGUCACUUCGCGCUCACUUUAUUCUGAACGAUAAAAUCGGACUUAGACUUCUGGUGAUGUCUUGUUUAUCUAGUUGGAAAAACGUAUUUUAAAUGUAGGCUGUAAUUUUACACAUCAGCCUCACACACACACACACACACACACACACACACACACACACACACAGAGCCAUCCUUCAGCUCAUUCAUGAAACUUGUUGUUGAUUUGUGUGUGCUGAUCGCAGGAACCAAGAUGUGUUUGGAAAGUGUGAUAUAAAUGAAAUAACUCUGUUAUUAACCUGCAGACUUCUUUUUUUUUUUAACCACAGCGUUAAUGUUUGUUUUUAUACCGUCUGAUGCAGACGAUGACUUUUUUCUGUGGCUUGGAACUGAUUUAAAUAAACAGCGGAUGCUUAAUCCACGUGAAGUCCUUGUGGUUUGUUCUCAUCACUUCACCGUAUUUAUACAUUUUGGAUUGUAAAUGUCUGAUCAGUAUGGGUUAUGAUAUAAUUCUCUUUUUGGUAAAUAUUCUGUACAGUGGGUUUUUUUUUUUUAUAAUGAAUCCUGUCCAGUGAACACACUGAACAUGUGACAGGAGAAUGUUAUUGCAUCACAAAAUACAAGAGCCAAUCACAAAGCCAGUAUGCAAAUAUGUCACACACUAUCAGGUGUACUUCUACAAUUUGCAUAUUAAUAUAAUCUGGAUUUCUCAAAGAUGGAAACAUAAUGUAAAAAAAAUAUAUUAUUCAAUAUAAAAAGUUAUGAUUACAUUUCAGGUGACAACUGUCUGUCAAAAAUGUAUAAUUCAUCUACUUAGUUUUUAGGUUUUAAUCCAUGACACCAGCUUUUAAGUAUUAUUAUUUUGUUCGAAUACAUUAACUGUUUGUAUCAAGUCAUAAUUUCACACACGUAACUUCCAUUUAUAUAACACACAAG
Ictalurus furcatus (blue catfish) is the source of this 15789-nucleotide messenger RNA. RefSeq names its product ankyrin repeat domain 52b (gene ankrd52b). Bases 936 to 4088 code for a protein of 1050 amino acids. NCBI's taxonomy places the organism in Eukaryota, Metazoa, Chordata, Actinopteri, Siluriformes, Ictaluridae. The transcript has 28 exons. The record is from RefSeq and is a predicted model, not a curated record. Gene Ontology annotation, cellular component: cytoplasm. Gene Ontology annotation, molecular function: protein binding.